AGCUAGUAAAUUAUUGUUCAACGUAAGUCCUACAGAUCGACCUUUGUGAUAGCCUCUAUCUCAGAUACAUAUUUGAUUAGUCCAAAGGGCAGUUACAGAACCACCGCUGUUGACAAGUCAGAGAAAAAUAUGUACGGGAAGAAACAUUUCUACUUGCCGGUAGCCGUCCUUUUUCUCGCGGCUCUGCAGCUCUGUCUGGCCGCCAGCUGUGUGAAGACAGGUCCGUGCUCCUGCAAGAUGGACGACGACUCAGGGGUCAUUGACCUCAGUCCUCUGGUCAACGAAAGUCCGACGUACAAGGACAUACACGCUACCUACUUCCCUGACACCUGGGUCUAUUCCUAUAACCCAUGCGUACCGUUCUCGGAAGGCUCCUGCAAAAAUGUAUCUGUUUGUGCCAAGGCCAGACUAAACCAUAGCAAGUACGAAAGUUACGGUACCCAGGAGUCAGCGGAGUUCAAGUCCGACACGGAUGUUGGGCUCGUGCUGGGGUACGUGGACUCACCAUCCUACAGGGUAGGCGCUGUAGAACUGUGGUGCGUAGAGAAGAAUCAGCCACAGAACCUCACUGUUCUCGGACGACACCCCAUGUGGCCAAACACCAUUGUAAGUGAAACGUCUUUACCACUCACCUCACCUCACCUCACCUCACCUCACCGGUCCCAUAGCCUGACUGGCCGUAGGGGCAGCAAUGCCAUCAACAUAAGUUUUCCAUUUUCGUCUAUACCACUAACAAUCGUCUUUACCACUAACAAUCUUUAUUUACCACAACAAAUGAAAAGUGACUUUCGUAAGGUCUGCUACCUGUAUACAUGUACACAGAAACAUACAAGUUGAUAUAGAUAAAUUAACCUACGGAUUGAGUUUGUGGUAUCAUUUACCCUCCUGUUUCUAAGUCUUAAAGAUUAUUCGAUAAAUUCACUUCUGCCUAGAAUACAAUUUAAUUUAUCUAUAGGAUGAUGGUACGGAAUUCUUUUGAACGGACAAAGGGGCGAGCAGUUACCUUACCUGUGUCUAUCAUCAUGUCGUGAGAAAUAUUUGUGUGUGUAUGUGUGUGUGUGUGUGUGCACGUACGUGGGUGCACGCACGCAUGUGUGCGUGUGUCUUUGUGUGUGUGUGUGUGUGUGUGUCUAUGACAUGUUUCAGGUGACAAGUCGAUGAUUGAAUCUUUAACUCCAUAGUCAAUACAAGUAUACUGAAUGAUGACUUACAGUUAUGAUUAGAUGUCACGGACAUGAAUGACCUGCACCUAUUGUUUCCCCACAGAUCAUGGCCCUAUUCAGCCCCUGCUGCUGCCCGGGUGCAGGGCCAAACUGCGCAGACGCCACAACUUAAUUCAAACGGAGAGUCAGUUUGAAUGGAACACUCUUGGUUUUGUACAAAUGUCUGAUUUAUGCUUUACCUCAUCUCACAUCUGUUUUCUGAAGGAUCGUGGAAAACACUAACGCUAGUUCACCUUUAUCCGCAGGGUAACCUAUAUCCGUUGCUUU
Branchiostoma floridae (Florida lancelet) is the source of this 1490-nucleotide messenger RNA. RefSeq lists its product as uncharacterized. The coding region runs from base 130 to 837 and encodes 235 amino acids. NCBI's taxonomy places the organism in Eukaryota, Metazoa, Chordata, Leptocardii, Amphioxiformes, Branchiostomatidae. The record is from RefSeq and is a predicted model, not a curated record. The transcript has 4 exons. Gene Ontology annotation, cellular component: trans-Golgi network.